Acanthopagrus latus (yellowfin seabream) is the source of this 743-nucleotide messenger RNA. RefSeq names its product coiled-coil domain containing 58 (gene ccdc58). The transcript has 5 exons. The record is from RefSeq and is a predicted model, not a curated record. The coding region runs from base 57 to 485 and encodes 142 amino acids. Gene Ontology annotation, cellular component: mitochondrial intermembrane space; mitochondrion. NCBI's taxonomy places the organism in Eukaryota, Metazoa, Chordata, Actinopteri, Spariformes, Sparidae.
GCACUCUGUCGACCAGUCAACUCGCGUCGCAUCUGGAGAGGACCCAGCAGUCCACUAUGGCGGCGCCCGAUGGAACUUUAAACUGUGAGGACUUUUCAAUGUUUCAGGAGGUACUGAAGGUGAUGCGCACCAUAGAUGACCGCAUCGUCCACGCCCUGAACACCACCGUGCCCACAGUCUCCUUCUCGGGCAAAGUGGAUGCCACACAAACAUGCAAGCAACUCUAUGAAUCUCUGAUGGAGGCCCACCUGAGCCGAGACAAAGCCAUCAAGUCCUGUAUAGCCCAGACAUCUCAGGUGGUGGGACAGCUGCGUGAAGAGAGAGCAAAGGACAGCGAAAACCUGGUGCUCAUCAAGCAGCUCAGAAAGGAGCAGACCAAAUUAAAGCUGAUGCAAUCUGAGCUGAAUGUUGAAGAAGUUGUCAAUGAUAGAAGUCUGAAGAUCUUCAAUGAAAGGUGCAGAAUACACUACUUGCCUCCAAAGUGAAGCUCCGUCUGUGGAGAGGCGCUGCGUCACUUGAGGUUUGAAUCCAGGCUGGAGCUGAAACUGUGACCUGCUGCUGAGUCCUGACUGCAGGCGGUUCUCCCUCCGGACCACUGUGACCUCCUGUCCAACACACUUGUAUUCCAUUGUGAUCCUUGUUUCGCGUUACCACAGCUGUAAAACAAUCAUCCGUGUGCUUCUUUCAUGGGCAACAUUGUACAAAACGUUUUUUUAAAAAGACAAUGAAAUGUUUUCACUCUG